This is a messenger RNA of Photinus pyralis (common eastern firefly), 2542 nucleotides long. RefSeq names its product monocarboxylate transporter 10-like. Lineage: Eukaryota; Metazoa; Arthropoda; Insecta; Coleoptera; Lampyridae. Gene Ontology annotation, biological process: transmembrane transport. The transcript is spliced from 8 exons. The coding region runs from base 348 to 2369 and encodes 673 amino acids. Gene Ontology annotation, molecular function: monocarboxylic acid transmembrane transporter activity. The record is from RefSeq and is a predicted model, not a curated record.
UUAAAUAUCGGAGCACAUUCCCUGCCAGUCUUUGAACGACUUCCGUGCUCGCGUUGCGUGUAUUAAUAUCGAUUCAACCACCAACCCUUUAACCUGGGUUAUAAUCCUCCACGUGUUUCGUGCAUUUCAUCCCGUUAAGAAGAAAAACCACCCGUUUCGUGUUACAGUUAUGCAUUUUCGCAAACACCAAACUAGGAUGUUAGUGAGUGAUUUAUGAAAAAAAAAAAUUAAAUGGAGCUUUAAUGUACGAAAUGUCUUAGCCGAAGGAGUGAAAAACGAAAAAUUUCUCGAAUCACUUAUAAAUGAGAUGUAGAGAUGAUAUUACAAAGUAACAUCGAUAGAUUUGAAUGGGAAUGGCAACGACCGACGAAGAACUCUCAAGCGAUGAGCGACCUCGCCGGAACGUGCUCUCCAGGUCACGAUCUCUACCUCACUUGUCACACCACGACUCCGGUUUGGGAAGCUACUGCGGGAAUUCGGGAGUCGACGAGGCACCCGCUAGUCGCGCCGCCCGUUUGGUGGCAGAUUUACGUCAACUGCUGACGCUUAAACAGCACUAUUAUCCCGAGGGUGGUUGGGGAUGGAUCGUACUUUUUGUAGGGGUUAUCGUUCAUUCACUUGGAAGCGGAUUAGUCCUCUCCUUCGGAAUGCUCAGCAUCGAAACGUCGAAAAAGUUUGAAACGAACAUCAAGCAACCAGCAGGAUGGCUGGGUGCGAUGUCUACGGGUGUUGCUCUGCUGAUAUCGCCAAUUACAAUAGCGUUUUGCCGAAGGAAAUCUACACGCGUUACGGCUGUGAUGGGAGGACUCAUAACUGCUCUUGGAUGUCUUUUUACUUCAUUUGCGACGCAGUUUCAUCAACUAUUUUUCAGUUAUGGAACAGUGGUCGGUAUUGGCGUAGGAAUAACAAGAGACUGUUCUACAUUGAUGGUUGCUCAAUAUUUUAAAAGAAGACGAGAAUUUGUGGAAAUUUUUAUCGUGUCCGGAAGCGGAUUGGGAAUUGCAAUCAUGUCCGUCGUCAUCAAAAGCACUAUUGGUGCCCUGGGUUGGCGUCUAGGAUUGCAAGUGGUUACCGGAGCGGUUUCAAUAACUUUUAUAUUGGGAACAUUUUAUCGUUCGGCAUCGCUUUAUCAUCCGCAGAGACGUGCCAUUUUACACAUAAAGAAUCAAAAGCGUAAAAUAAAAGACAAGAAUAAAAUAGAAGACAAAAUACCAUUCUUCGACUUUAGCACUUUGAAAAGCAAGACCGUCCGUAUACUUCUUGCGUCGACCGGGAUUAGCGCAUUUGGUAUAAACACGCCGAUUUUCUAUUUGGCUUAUCAGGCUGAAGCCGAAGGUUUGGGUGAUUCGACCGUCCUUCUUCAAAUGUACUUAGGAUUAGCGUGGACUGUUGGCUGUGUCGUUUUUAGUACGUUUGUACUGCACAAUUCGACUGAAUGCCGAAUUGCAAGACAAUACUUAUGUCAAACUGCCGUCUUUAUGUGUGGACUGUCCAUUUUGGCGUUUACUGUCGUUAGUGGAAAUUAUCAUGCCUACGUUAUGUUUGCUUGGAUUUAUGGCAUAUUUUGUGGAGGUUAUCAUUACUCUUUGAAGAUGUACACCUACGAAAGGGUCCGCGCGCGAAAUUUUGCAAGAACUUGGGGAUUCGUCCAAUGCUCUCAAGCGAUACCGAUAGUCAUCGGGGUUCCAUUUUCAGGGUACAUGAACGAAAAGUGCGGAGAAAAAACUGGCUACUAUUUCAGCUCAACUUGCGUACUAGUUGGCAGUUUGACACUGUUUCUCAUAGACCUUCAUCGUCGAAACAUCGCAAGACAUAAGCACACGCGCGAGAAUGGAACGCGUCACGUGUGCGUCAACGAAAAUUGCCCACAACGCAGAAAGCUGUCGUUUUCCCAAGAACCCGAAAACGAAGCCGGUGUAACGGCGGGCGCCGCGGCCGCCGCUCUGGUUUUGGGCGCGGAUCUGGCUCCCAACCAGCCGCCCGGUAUAAUCGACAACAUAGUCGGCUCGAACGAGAAGCCCGAGCUAACCUGCAUCUCAGAAGAGGGCAUUGCGGACAUGGACCUUCCCGAUAAUUUACUAGACGAUUUAGAUUAUAUAGGAGAUUGCAUAACCUCCUGUAAUAAAGUGGAAAAUUAUUUAAUGCUGAGCGAGUUUGAGAAUAAUCUUAUUGCGGAAUUGCCUGUGAUAUUAGACAGAAAAGGUAGAAGAUGGUCUUUAGCUAAAUCCAAAUUAGCGACUGCUACGAACGAUGAACAGCAAGCGAUGAAUAAUGAAGAGGAAUUAAAUGGACUAAAUAAGACAAAUAAUUCUAAAUGGAAGACCUUUCCAAAUCGUGUCAUUACUGUAAUCGAUGAAUCGUCCGUUUAAAAUGAAUUCAUAAAUUCAUAAUUCUUGUUUACGUCAUUUAGCUAAAGAGACUACCUCAUAGGACCUUAGAGCAGGAUAGUGUGUAGGUGUUUGCAUAAGUACAAUAACUGUUUGUGUCAAAAUAAUCGACUAUAUUGAUUGUUUGUAUUUAUUAAUUACACUUUAUGAACGCA